GACGCCUCUCACUUCAAGCAGAAGUAUCUCCUGGACUUCAGCGGUCUCGGCCUGGACCUCUUCUGGGGCUUCUACAGUAAACUCAGGGAGAUUGAGGGAGAGGAGGUGCUGAAGAGCAGAGUCCUGCUGCUCCAGCUCAUGCAGAACUGUUUCCCCAUGCUGCCCAACCCGCUGGAGCCUCGGGGCCCGGGGGAGAGCCGGGGACCGGAGGACGGGGCCGGUCCGUCCACGUCCAGCGCCGCAGAGUCUCAGAGUGACUCUGUGAGGGCCGUCGGUGAACUCUACACUCACCUGUGCCACAUCGUGGACGGUCCGGAGGGCGAGACUUUAGUGGAAAAAGCUUUGCACAAGGAGACGGUGAAGGCCAUUCUCAACGGAGCGGCUGUCUUCUUCCCCGAUAAACACGUCAGACGGGACAAACUCUUCCACAUGAUGAAAAAUAUCACAGAACAGGAUCAGCCGGAGUCGGUGAAGGUGACGUUUGAGUCGCUGUGUAAUUACUUCAGCGACCAGGAUCCGAGCGGCCUCCUCCUGCUCCCGCCCAAAGGAGCUCCCUCAGACUUCGACAUCAGCCCCAUCCUGUCCGUGAUGGAGACGCUGCUGCUGGUGGCAACGAGAGAGUGUGAGGUUCUGAUGGUGGACGAGAGCAGCGGAGCCAGCAGGACCGUGCUGCUGUCCCUGUUCUGGGCUCUGCAGGGCAGCCUGCUCUCCUGGUGCUACCUGCAGCUCAAAGGAGGAACGUCCACCGCCGUCGCCAUGGAGCUCGCCAGAGACAUCCUGCUCAAAUACGUGGAUCAGUUCCUGGGAAGCGUCAGAGGGAUCCUCGGCUCCCUGCUGGAGAGAUACUCUGGAGCUGCCGUCACGGACAAACUGGGCAGCUCCAUCCUGGCCACAGUCUUCAGACAGCUGAUGAUUUUGCUCCUGGAGCUCUGCUCUCUGGACAUCCCUCACAGCGUGCUGCUCAGCAGCUUCUCCUCUCUGGUCGAGCUGCUCAAAAGUCUGUCCAGUGACACCGGAGACAUCUUCUCCAAGGCGGAUCAGGAGAGCUGGCAUCAGCCCCAGCAGCCGGUGAUGCUGAGGACCUGGAGCCUGGAGUCCCCCCACAACUACGAGAACAGCCGCCACGAGACCAGCAUCUUCGCCUGCCCGGGCGCCACCUCCUUUGAGGUGGAGUUUGAUGAACGCUGUGAGACAGAGAAGAGAUACGACUACCUGGAGUUCACCGACUCGAGAGGCGGGAAGGUUCGCUACGACAUGAAAGUUGGAAGUGAAAAGUGGCCGAAGAAGGUGACGUUUGACGCCGGCCCUCAGCUCCAGUUCCUCUUCCACUCUGACAGCAGCAACAACGAGUGGGGCUACAAGUUCACCGUGACGGCGCUGGGCCUGCCAGACAUCACCAUUUCCUGGAUGUCCGACCUGCAGCUGCUGGUGGCUCGCCUGAUGGGUCGUCUCGCCUCCAGGACGCUCGCCCUGAAAUCCCCUUACGAGAUUCGCACCGUAAAGGAGCUUCCAGCAGGAAAAAUGUCCCACGUUCAGUCCUCUCCUUUAUGGAGGCCUGUUCUGAGACACGGUUUGUGUGAAACGAGGGAGAAGAAUCAGAGUAAAACGCCCACAGACCAG
Plectropomus leopardus (leopard coralgrouper) is the source of this 1620-nucleotide messenger RNA. The record is from RefSeq and is a predicted model, not a curated record. NCBI's taxonomy places the organism in Eukaryota, Metazoa, Chordata, Actinopteri, Perciformes, Serranidae.